Molecule: messenger RNA, 7629 nt
Organism: Nerophis lumbriciformis (worm pipefish)
Lineage: Eukaryota; Metazoa; Chordata; Actinopteri; Syngnathiformes; Syngnathidae
Gene: camk2d2
Product: calcium/calmodulin-dependent protein kinase (CaM kinase) II delta 2
Biological process (GO): protein phosphorylation
Molecular function (GO): calcium/calmodulin-dependent protein kinase activity; ATP binding; calmodulin binding
Source: RefSeq, a predicted model, not a curated record
GCACAGCUGGGGGUCGGCGCAGCCUGGCUGGCGAACACUCCCCACUCACGCAGCACCCAAAUGCGCCAAAACAUGCUUUGGCCACGACACGACGAUUGAUCACGCCUCCCACACGCCAGCGGCUUCUACUGAUUGAUUGACUGACUGAUUGGUUGAUUGAUUGAUUGAUUGAUUGAUUGAUUGAUUGCUGCUGCACCCACGGUCCUCCUGCUGCAGCCGGCCGUGCAGGUGAGCGCCGUCCGUGCAUGAAAGACUCGCACGCGGCUCCCACGACCACAGCAGACACCAUGGCGCUCACCAUCUGCACGAGAUUCACGGACGAGUACCAGCUGUUCGAGGAGCUUGGCAAGGGAGCCUUCUCUGUGGUCAGACGCUGCGUGAAGAUCUCCUCUGGCCAGGAGUACGCUGCCAAAAUCAUCAACACCAAGAAGCUCUCUGCCAGAGACCAUCAAAAGCUGGAGAGAGAAGCCAGGAUCUGCCGUUUACUCAAGCACCCCAAUAUUGUGCGGCUCCAUGACAGCAUCUCUGAGGAGGGCUUCCACUAUUUGGUGUUUGAUCUUGUGACAGGAGGCGAGCUCUUCGAGGACAUCGUGGCCCGCGAGUACUACAGCGAGGCGGACGCCAGCCACUGCAUCCAGCAGAUCCUGGAGAGCGUCCAUCACUGCCACGUCAACGGGAUCGUCCACAGGGACCUGAAGCCUGAGAACCUUCUUCUGGCCAGCAAGCUGAAGGGAGCGGCCGUCAAGUUGGCCGACUUUGGUCUGGCCAUCGAGGUGCAGGGAGACCAGCAGGCAUGGUUCGGCUUCGCCGGCACCCCGGGGUACUUGUCUCCAGAGGUGUUGAGGAAAGACCCGUACGGCAAGCCCGUGGACAUGUGGGCCUGUGGAGUGAUUUUAUACAUCUUGCUGGUGGGCUACCCUCCCUUCUGGGAUGAAGACCAGCACCGCCUCUACCAGCAAAUCAAGGCGGGGGCCUAUGACUUCCCAUCCCCCGAGUGGGACACGGUGACCCCCGAGGCCAAAGACCUGAUCAACAAGAUGCUCACCAUCAACCCCAGUAAGCGCAUCACGGCCGCAGAGGCCCUCAAACACCCGUGGAUCUGCCAACGCUCCACCGUGGCGUCCAUGAUGCACAGGCAGGAGACCGUGGAGUGCCUGAAGAAGUUCAACGCCAGGAGAAAACUCAAGGGAGCCAUACUGACCACCUUACUGGUCACAAGAAACUUCUCAGCAGCCAAGAGUUUGCUGAACAAGAAGACGGACGGCGUGAAGGUCAACAACAAAGCAAACACAGUGACCAGUCCUAAAGACACUGGCCCCGCCCCCGCACUGGAACCCCAGACAACGGUGAUCCACAACCCCGUGGAUGGAAACAAGGAGUCCAUUGAGAGUGCCAACACCACCAUAGAAGACGAGGACGUGAAAGCCUGCACCAAUAACACUAAAGCACGCAAACAGGAAAUCAUCAAAGUGACCGAGCAGCUGAUCGAGUCCAUCAACAACGGAGACUUUGAGGUCUACGCGAAGAUCUGUGACCCUGGUCUGACUUCCUUCGAGCCCGAGGCGCUGGGGAACCUGGUGGAAGGACACGACUUCCACCGCUUUUAUUUUGAAAAUGCUUUGUCCAAAGGCAACAAGCCGGUGCACACCAUCCUCCUCAACCCGCACGUGCACCUCAUCGGCGAGAACGCGGCGUGCAUCGCCUACAUCCGCCUGACCCAGUACAUGGACGGCGGCGGCAUGCCCCGCACCAUGCAGUCCGAGGAGACCCGGGUGUGGCACCGCCGCGACGGCAAGUGGCAGAACAUCCACUUCCACCGCUCAGGCUCGCCCAGCAUCCCCGCCCAUUAAUGGAACAUCAUCACGGGGUUUGAGUGCAUCAGCAAAUGUGACCUUUGACCGUCACAGGACACACGUAUUAUUACAUUUAAUCAACGGACGUCGUUCUUUAAAUAAACCACCAGCAGGUGGCAGCACAGUAUUAUUACGACAUAUUGGCGGCAGUGUUCUUUUUGUUGAGUUCAUUUUUUUUUUAAAGAUGUUUUGGUAUGCAUUUGAAAUAUAUAUCAAUUAGAACUCUACUGCUGUGACCUCUCCCUGAGAAGUAGUUCUGUAUUUUUCAACGUGUAUUUCUCUGCGUGUAAAACACAAACAAUCGGAAGAGUUUGUUGGGAGUGAGCUUGCUUUAGUUCUGCUGAUGUAAAUACUUUGUGAUGGUGGGUGCAAACACCAGCCAUGGAAAUGCUAUUCUUGCUACCAGAAGGUCAGCGUGUGUUUUGGUGUUUGGAUUUUAUUCUCAUUCAUGCUAAUUGAAAAUCAAAAAACCAACUGGUUUAUUUGAGUUUUUGUUUUUUAAAAUGUAGGUAAAAAAUGAAAAAAUUAAGCGUUUUUUUUAUGUUGAAAAGCAAUAACUAAAUAAAUUUUUUUUAGAUUUAAUAUAACAAAAAUUAAAAUCCCCAGUAACGGAAAAAACAGACCAAAACAGAUGCUUUUUCAUUUACAGACACCGGACGUUUUAUUUUCAAAGUAAAAGCGGGGAUAAUUACCACGGUACUUAUGUGCCUGUGGCUCUGGCUUAAAUGUAUUUGGAGCAAAAUGAUUUCAGACAUGGAGGUCUGACACCUACAAAAAUGUCUACGUAUAAUAACAGGAAGUGAAAGACAGAUCAAAACGGAUGUGUUGUCAUAUUCUGAAGCCAGAAGUAGCAAUUUUAAAGACAGGACCGCGAACAUUGCAUAAUAGUUGUAUUUGUUGGAUCCACGUUGUUGGUUUUACCAUUAAAAUCUGGUCAUUUUUCCUACCAACAACACAACCGAACAUUGAUUAAACGUUAAAAAGCAUGUUGUUUCAAUGUUAGGUUUCAGUUGCUCAACGUCAGAACCCAACAUUGAUUAAACGUCGUCAAAAAGCAUGUUGUUUCAACGUUGUAUUUGUGUUGUAGAAUAUUGGUUGAGAAAAGACCAAAAUUCAAUGGUCAAAUCAACGUUCAAAUCAAAUCAACAUUGUUAAAAAGUAUGUUGUUUCAACGUUAUGUUUGAGUUGCUCAAUGUCCGAACCCGACAUUGAUUAAACGUCGUCAAAAAGCAUGUUGUUUCAACGUUACAUUUGAAUUGUCAAAUAUUGGUUGGGAUAUGACCAAAAUUCAAUGGUCAAAUCAACGCCAGAACCCAACAUUGAUUAAAUGUUGUCAAAAAGAAUAUUGUUUCAACGUUAGGUUUUAGCUGGUCAACGUCAGAACCCAACAUUGAUUAAACGUUGUCCAAAAGCAUGUUGUUCCAACAUUAGGUUUUGACAACGUUUAAUCAAUGUUGGGUUCUGACUCAGAACCCAACAUUGAUUAAACGUCGUCAAAAAGCAUGUUGUUUCAACGUUGUAUUUGUGUUGUAGAAUGUUGGUUGAGAAAUGACCAAAUUUCACUUGUCAAAUCAAUGUCAGAACCCGACAUUGAUUAAACGUUGACAAAAAGCAUGUUGUUUCAACGUUAUGUUUGAGUUGCUCAACGUCAGAACCCAACAUUGAUUAAACGUUGUUGAAAAGCAUGUUGUCUCAACGUUAGGUUUGAGUUGUAGAAUAUUGGUUGAGAUAUGACCAAAUUUCAAUGGUCAAAUCAACGCCAGAACCCAACAUUGAUUGAACGUUGUCAAAAAGAAUGUUGUUUCAACGUUAGGUUUUAGCUGGUCAACAUCAGUAUCCAACAUUGAAUAAACGGCGUCAAAAAGCAUGUUGUUCCAACAUUAGGUUUGAGACACUAAACGUUAGAACCCAACAUUGAUUAAACGUUAAAAAGCAUGUUGUUUCAACGUUAGGUUUGAGUUGCUCAACGUCAGAACACAAAAUUGAUUAAACGUCGUCAAAAAGCAUGUUGUGAUGGUGGGUGCAAACACCAGCCAUGGAAUUGGAGUUGUAUUUGUGUUGUAGAAGAUUGGUUGAGAAAUGACCAAAUUUCAAUUGUCAAAUCAACGUCAGAACCCGACAAUGAUUAAACGUCGUCAAAAAGCAUGUUGUUUCAACGUUAUCAUUGAGUUGCUCAGCGUCAGAACUCAACUUUGAUUAAACGUUUUUGAAAAGUAUGUUGUCUCAACGUUAGGUUUGAGUUGUAGAAUAUUGGUUGAGAUAUGACCCAAAUUCAAUGGUCAAAUCAACGCCAGAACCCAACAUUGAUUGAACGUUGUCAAAAAGAAUGUUGUUUCAACGUUAGGUUUUAGCUGGUCAACGUCAGUACCCAACAUUGAAUAAACGUCGUCAAAAAGAUGUUGUUUCAACAAGUUUGAGUUGCUCAACGUCAGAACCCAACAUUGAUUAAACGUCAACAAAAAGCAUGUUGUUUCAGCGUUAGGUUUGAGUUGCUCUGCGUCAGAAUCCAACAUUGAUUAAACGUCGUCAAAAAGCAUGUUGUUUCAACGUUGUAUUUGUGUUGUAGAAUAUUGGUUGAGAAAUGACUAAAUUUCGAUUGUCAAAUCAACGUCAGAACCCGACAUUGAUUAAACGUCGUCAAAAAGCAUGUUGUUUCAACGUUAUCAUUGAGUUGCUCAGCAUCAGAACCCAACAUUGAUUAAACGUUGUUGAAAAGCAUGUUGUCUCAAUGUUAGGUUUGAGUUGUAGAAUAUUGUUUGAGAUAUGACCAAAAUUCAAUGGUCAAAUCAACGCCAGAACCCAACAUUGAUUGAACGUUGUCAAAAAGAAUGUUGUUUCAACGUUAGGUUUUAGCUGGUCAACGUCAGAACCCAACAUUGAAUAAACGUUGUCAAAAAGCAUGUUGUUUCAACAAGUUUGAGUUGCUCAACGUCAGAAUCCAACAUUGAUUAAACGUCAUCAAAAAGCAUGUUGUUCCAACCUUAGGUUUGAGACACUAAACGUUAGAACCCAACGUUGAUUAAACGUUAAAAAGCAUGUUGUUUCAACGUUUGGUUUGAGUUAAUCAAUGUCAGAACCCAACAUUAAUUAAACUAAGUUAAAAAGCAUGUUGUUUCAACGUUAAGUUUGAGUUGCUCAACAUCAGAACCCAACAUUGAUUAAACAUUGUCAAAAAGCAUGUUGUUUCAACGUUGUAUUUGUGUUGUAGAAUAUUGGUUGAGAAAUGACCAAAUUUCAAUGGUCAAAUCAACGCCAGAACCCAACAUUGAUUGAACGUUGUCAAAAAGAAUAUUGUUUCAACGUUAGGUUUUAGCUGGUCAACGUCAGAACCCAACAUUGAUUAAACGUUGUCAAAAAGCAUGUUGUUCCAACAUUAGGUUUUGACAACGUUUAAUCAAUGUUGGGUUCUGACGUUAAGCAGCUCAAACAUAACAUUGAAACAACGUGGUGUUUGACAAUGUUUAAUCAACGUUGUGUUCUAACGUUGAGCAAAAUUCAAUGGUCAAAUCAAUGCCAGAACCCAACAUUGAUUAAACAUUGUUGAAAAGCAUGUUGUUUCAACAUUAGGUUUGAGUUGUAGAAUAUUGGUUGAGAUAUGACCAAAAUUCAAUGGUCAAAUCAAGGCCAGAACCCAACAUUGAUUGAACGUUGUCAAAAAGAAAAUUGUUUCAACGUUAAAUUUUAGCUGGUCAACGUCAGAACCCAACAUUGAUUAAACGUUGUCAAAAAGCAUGUUGUUUCAACAUUAGGUUUUGACAACGUUUAAUCAAUGUUGGGUUCUGAUGUUAAGCAGCUCAAACAUAACAUUAAAACCGUUGUGUUCUAACGUUGAGCAAAAUUCAGUGGUCAAAUCAACGCCAGAACCCACCAUUGAUUAAACGUUAUAAAAGAGAAUAUUGUUUCAACGUUAGGUUUUAGCUGGUCAACGCCAGAACCCAACAUUGAUUAAACGUUGUUGAAAAGCAUGUUGUUUCAACGUUAGGUUUGAGUUGUAGAAUAUUGGUUGAGAUAUGACCAAAAUUCAAUGGUCAAAUCAACGCCAGAACCCAACAUUGAUUAAACGUUGUCAAAAAGAAUAUUGUUUCAACGUUAGGUUUUAGCUGGUCAACGUCAGAACCCAACAUUGACUAAACGUUGUCCAAAAGCAUGUUGUUCCAACAUUAGGUUUUGACAACGUUUAAUCAAUGUUGGGUUCUGACUCAAAACCCAACAUUGAUUAAACGUCGUCAAAAAGCAUGUUGUUAUAACAUUGUAUUUGUGUUGUAGAAGAUUGGUUGAGAAAUGACCAAAUUUCAAUUGUCAAAUCAACGUCAGAACCCGACAUUGAUUAAACGUUGUCAAAAAGCAUGUUGUUUCAACGUUGUAUUUGUGUUGUAGAAUAUUUGUUGAGAUAUGACCAAAAUUCAAUGGUCAAAUCAACGCCAGAACCCAACAUUGAUUAAACGUUGUCAAAAAGAAUAUUGUUUCAACGUUAGGUUUUAGCUGGUCAACGUCAGAACCCAACAUUGAUUAAACGUUGUCCAAAAGCAUGUUGUUCCAACAUUAGGUUUUGACAACGUUUAAUCAAUGUUGGGUUCUGACUCAGAACCCAACAUUGAUUAAACGUCGUCAAAAAGCAUGUUGUUUCAACGUUGUAUUUGUGUUGUAGAAUAAUGGUUGAGAAAUGACCAAAUUUCAAUGGUCAAAUCAACGUCAGAACCCAACAUUGAUUAAACGUCGUCAAAAAGCAUGUUGUUUCAACGUUAGGUUUGAGUUGCUUAACGUCAGAACCCAACAUUGAUUAAACGUCGUCAAAAAGCAUGUUGUUUCAACGUUGUAUUUGUGUUGUAUAAUAUUGGUUGAGAAAUGACCAAAUUUCAAUUGUCAAAUCAACGUCAGAACCCAACAUUGAUUAAACGUCGUCAAAAAGCAUGUUGUUUCAACGUUAGGUUUUAGCUGGUCAACGCCAGAACCCAACAUUGAUUAAACGUUGUUGAAAAGCAUGUUGUUUCAACGUUAUCAUUGAGUUGCUCAGCGUCAGAACCCAACAUUGAUUAAAUGUUUUUGAAAAGCAUGUUGUUCCAACGUUAUGUUUGAGUUGCCCAACGUCAGCACCUAAUUCAACAAGUUCUCAACGUUGUUUCAAUGCCGGGACGUGUGUAUAGAUCUCUGUCCUCGUCCUCGAUGUGUCAUAGUGUCCCCGCUUUUACUUUGAAAAUACAACUCGUCCUUUUUGGUGGGUUUUUCCCGUCUCUGUUUACUGGGGAUCUUCAUUUUUCUUUUAUGAAACAUGAAAUUAAAAUCAAACAGGUUUUUUUUUUUCGUAUUGCGUUAUUGCUUUUCAGCACCAUAAAAGAAAGGUGUUUUAUUAUAAAAAAUGUUUAGUUUUUUGCAACUUCCACUUAUAAAAAGAAACUCCCAAUACCAAAACAUACACUGAGCUAUAUUUAUGUUUGCUACGAGCUAUAAUACUCAUUGAAAUGUAAAGAAAGCAGAGCUUACACUUUGUUUGCUUUUAUAUGGGAGAUAUAAGAAGUAGGAGACUGUAGCAUAUAUGUAAUACAUCAACACUGGAGACUAUUGUGUCGUGCAUGGGGGGGGGGGCAAUAUUGAGUAAGGUCAUAUAAAAGUAUAAUAAUAUCUUCUGUUUGAGUUGUGAAUCACUGACUUGUUUGUUCAUGUUGUGCACCAGUCCUGUCCCAGAUGUCUCUGAUGUCCUCCAGUAUCAUGAAACGUGUAAAAAAGAAAAACAAUAACACAACAAUAAAGGUACAAAGCUGCAUAUCGAAGUGGAAAA